GACACAGAGCCGGGGUGCCCGAUGCAUUAAGUAGUGGGCGAACGUGCAUGCUUUUUGUCCAUCCCUCCUCCCUUCCACUGGUGGCAAGCUUGUGAUCAUGCUGUGACAGCAAAAGGAACUUCUGAGCAAUCUCCUGCUAAUACCAAGUCUCCAACUCAGCCACUGCCCAAAGAGAGAGAAAAAGGGAGAGGAAGUGAGAGGAAGACAGUUUUCUUCCACCUCUGCAUCACUGGUUGUUGCUCAUCCAGUAAGUGGGUGAUACUUGCAGAGAUGACCACAGAUCAACAGCCUAAGCCUUGCAGGCUGUUGGCUCCUCAGGAGCUGCUUCUGAUAUUUUUUGCUUGCUGAAGAAAAGUGGAAACCAAGAAGCUGGGGAAAGGGUUAAAAGUGUCUUGUAUCUCUCUGUGUGCACAUGCACACAUGUGUGCAACUUCAAUUCCCUAUCCCAGCCUUUCCCAUCCCAUUCUUAUGGGAAUACCUGUGAGGAUGCAUAGGGUGGACAACGUUGGGGUGUAAUUCAAGAGCAUCCUGAUUUUCUUGCUAUGGCCUCAGCAGAUGGAUUGCAGUAUCGGGCUCUCUAUGAGUAUAAGAAGGACCGGGAGGAAGAUCUGGCCCUCUGCCCUGGAGAUCUGCUCACAGUGAACAAGGCAGGGCUUGUGUGUUUGGGCCCCAAGGAGGGGGAUGAGCGAAACCCCCAGGGCUGGCUGAAUGGCUUCAAUGAACGCUCCAAGGAAAGGGGAAUCUUCCCAGGCACGUAUGUGGAGUACCUGGGCCCUGUGAGGAUUGCAGCCGCCACAGCCAAAGCCAGACCCAGACCACUGCUGCUGCUUCCAACACCAAGUGGAGCACCUUCCAGCUAUCUGCAGGGGCCCCCUGGGCAGGUGGAGUUUGUCGAUCAUUUAAAUUUCCCCGAACAAGCACUGCUGGUUGUAAGGAGACUUGUUGAAGCUUUAGAAAAAGAAGGCAUAGAUCAUGAAGCUCUCUACCGGUACACUCCCAGUUCCUUUUGUAACCCUCAGUUCAAACAGGUGCUUCUGUCAGACCUGUCAUCGAUUGAAUUAGACUCAUUUGAUGGACAGACAUUAGCUGAAAUGCUCAGGUGCUACCUUCAGGAGCUCCCUUGCCCUGUGAUUCACCCAGCAAUAUAUAGUGAAUUAAUCCACACAGCUCAAGAAAUGCAGACCCUGGAGGAGUGUGGUCAACAAAUAAAGAUAAUUUUGGAAUCUCCUCGCUUUCCUCAGUGGCACCGACUGCUGCUGCAACAUCUGACCAAACAUUUCUGUAAACUGUGCCAGAAUGGCAGCAAGAAUCAUCUCACACCAAGGAUGCUUGGAGAGGCGUUUAGUGAAGUACUCUUUAAACAGUCCUCAUCAAGCACGGAGGUGAAUAGUGAGCAUCAUGUGAAGAUCAUUGAGUCUCUCAUUGUAGUUGGCGGAGUGUCUGAGAUCCAGGCAGCACCAGGUAGGAAAUCACUCAAAGCACUGGGUUCCAAAGCACAAUGGGCUGACUGUAUUUGGGCUAUGUGAUCAAUAGUAUGUAUCU
Varanus komodoensis (Komodo dragon) is the source of this 1542-nucleotide messenger RNA. Its product is annotated as phosphatidylinositol 3-kinase regulatory subunit alpha-like. Gene Ontology annotation, biological process: signal transduction; regulation of GTPase activity. Bases 543 to 1526 code for a protein of 327 amino acids. The record is from RefSeq and is a predicted model, not a curated record. NCBI's taxonomy places the organism in Eukaryota, Metazoa, Chordata, Lepidosauria, Squamata, Varanidae. The transcript has 7 exons. Gene Ontology annotation, molecular function: protein binding; GTPase activator activity.